UUACUGAGGCGAAAACACAGUAUGCACAUGCAUCAUCCACAUAGCAGCUGCAACACGAUCCAAAUUCAAAAUGCCACUACUUCCCCGCUCCCACUUUCACUCGAGUCCUUCCCACCCUAUCAAACACAUGCCACUAAAAACAGUAGCACACACCUCUGUUCCUCUUCACCCAGGCAAGGCCCGCAUCCGGGGAAGCGGGAAAGCAAGAAUGGCAGCGCCGAACUGCUGAUACCGUCCUCCCCGCCGCUAGAGCAGAAGAAAGAGGGUGUGUGGCUACGGUGCAUCGUACAUCGUAGCCUUGACCGCUUUUGGGUGAUAGUGAGAUAUUGA
Molecule: messenger RNA, 330 nt
Organism: Periconia digitata
Lineage: Eukaryota; Fungi; Ascomycota; Dothideomycetes; Pleosporales; Periconiaceae
Source: the annotation of a GenBank genome assembly